Messenger RNA from Cylindrotheca closterium, 495 nucleotides. NCBI's taxonomy places the organism in Eukaryota, Bacillariophyta, Bacillariophyceae, Bacillariales, Bacillariaceae. The record is from the annotation of a GenBank genome assembly.
AUGUCGUCGGCGGUGUCAUCCGGGUCAGAUACUAACAACCACAAGUUUCGUUUACCAGUGCCCAAACGAUUUCACAACAACAACAAGUCACAGUCGAAGACAGAAAGAUAUUUUCGCAAUGGUGUAGAAGAGGACGAAUCCACCAUCGUGAUGACACCAACACAACCACCACCACCAACACGACCAGCCUUUGUGCAGUCAUCCUCCGUCGUCCAACCAAUGGACAUCACAAUGCCAGUUGUUGUAUCCACUGCCGAACUCAGUCCAAUAGGAGGAGGAGGAGGAGCCGUUACAGACAAUGUCCUCCGCACCAUUGACUUGCCCAAACAUUCUUCCCCAGCAGCACCUACUACUACUAGUACCAAGAACAACACGAUGAUGUGGGAUUUGGAACUAAUCUUGGGACGAACUGCCAUGGUGGCAGGACUCAUCAUGUUGGUGGGAGAAGUCUUUUUUGGAGUCUCGCCAUUAGUUUCAUUGGUUGGCAACUCGUAA